GUAGGUUAGGCUACUAUAGCCACCUCCCUCCAGCUAUAAAAAAACAAUUCACAGAUAGUGUUUUUACAAGUACGAUUUCACGUAAAACGCGGAUGAAAUUAUGAAUCUGGGAUAUAAUAUUGUGUUCUUUAUAUCUGUUGCCAUACACGUCUCAGCUGAAGCUUCAUCAACAUGUGGUGUGCCGCCGUCCUAUCCACACACUAAAGUCGCGGAUAAAUACAUUCAACUAAACAAAUACAACCAUGGAGAAAAAGUCAUUUAUAGAUGCGCAGAGAGCUACACUGAGUCCAGAGGCAUUCGUUCCAUCAUGUGUGACAAUGGGAAAUGGACACGGUUAAAACUGAAGUGUGAAAAGAAAACGUGUGGAUCUGCCGGGGACUUAUUCAAUGGAUACUUUAAUUAUACAGGGUCUUUGUUUGGGGACAAGGCCUAUGCCGUUUGCAAUGAGGGGUUUACACUGAAGGGGAUGGAAUACAGAACAUGUAAGGACUCUGUCUGGACUGGAGAGAUUCCCACAUGUGAAGAGGGAAGGGAACCACAAAUAUCCCAAGCAGGAAUCACUUGCCCUUAUCCUUCAGUGGCUAACAGCAUGAAGCUGGGGGAGGCUGUCUCAGUGUACAGGGUCAGAGACUCUGUAACCAUUGUGUGUUCUGAGGGUUUCCUCCUGACUGGAGACGAGCAGAUCACUUGUGGACCAGACGGCCAGUGGCAGACCCAGCUCCCACAAUGUCUGCCUUCUGUCGAAGACAUCUCUUGCACUCCUCCCAAAACACAGGAAAGAAGUACAUUCACAGUAAUCAGUGGCCUUAAAGAAGUUUAUAGACCUCAAGACUCUUUAUCUUUUUCCUGCAUUAAUAAUUAUCAUUUAAAUGGUUCAAAAACUGUUACAUGUGGGCUUGAUGGAAAAUGGAAUCCUCCACUUCCCAAUUGCACACAGAUCAAGUGCCCUCCAUUAAAAGUAGAAAAUGGCAAGACAUCCACCAACCACAGAAGACCUGGAUCUGAGGUGAUCAUAACCUGCUAUAAAGGACACAUACCUAAAGGUGUGUCCCGCAUAGUCUGUUCACCAUUGGGGAGAUGGAUGGGGGAGAUUCCAUUGUGUGUGCCAGGCACAUGUGGCGUGCCACCGUUCUACCCCAACAGACAUCUUUCUCAAAGCUAUCUAACAAAGACAAACUUUAGUCUUGGUGACCGGGUCAGGUACAGUUGUGGCAUUGGAUACAUGAGAGUGAGAGGAACUGUCUAUAGUACCUGCGUCAGGGGAAAUUGGACGCCGUUAACUCUGAGAUGUGAACGCAAAUCGUGUGGAUCUGCUGGAGAGAUAGAUUUUGGUAAUUUCGUCUACACUGGUGUGGAGUUUGGAGACACAGCCACUGGGGUUUGUAAUGAAGGGUUUCAGCUGGUUGGACAGAAUGUAAGACAUUGCAUGAAUGAUGGCUGGGAUGGGCGUGUUCCUGUGUGUGAACCGGUUCAGUGUGUUGAUCCUCCUGAGGUCAUAAAUGGGGAGAUGGAUGGCAAUUUGGAACCACCUCACAUUUACAGAACUGUGAUUAAUUAUCGGUGUCGUAAAGGGAAACUGAUUGGAGCGAGUGAGAUCUACUGUACCAAAGAUGGAACAUGGAGUGCCCCACCUCCUGAGUGCAAAGACAUUAAAUGCCCAUAUCCCAGAGUACCAAAUGCUCGAAGAAUAGGAGGAAUAACGCAACCUCUUGUCUUGGGUGACACCUUGACAUUUGUCUGUUAUUCGGGCUUUGUCAUGGAAGGACCAGACACUGUCAAAUGUGGCCUGGAUGGGACAUGGAUGCCUGCCCUUCCGACAUGUAAUUAACUGGCAGUGACCUAAAACUGUCAAACACUUUACCAUCGUAAUUAAGCAUACUCAUUUCAUUUUACUCUAAUAUAAUUUCACCUGAUGACAGAUGAAAAUGCAGUCAUUGGGUAAAUGCUUCUGCAAGUAUCUGUGGAAUUUGGCUCACAUUCCUUGAGGGGCUUUGAGGUACAUGUUGCUUCAAUUAAAAAAUGUAUUCAAGCAGUCUCAAAGAAGGUUGUAUUUUUAAUAGUAAUAAAUAAUAAUAUAAUA
Esox lucius (northern pike) is the source of this 2080-nucleotide messenger RNA. RefSeq names its product CUB and sushi domain-containing protein 1. The transcript has 13 exons. Bases 101 to 1828 code for a protein of 575 amino acids. NCBI's taxonomy places the organism in Eukaryota, Metazoa, Chordata, Actinopteri, Esociformes, Esocidae. The record is from RefSeq and is a predicted model, not a curated record.